Molecule: messenger RNA, 1975 nt
Organism: Megalopta genalis
Lineage: Eukaryota; Metazoa; Arthropoda; Insecta; Hymenoptera; Halictidae
Gene: Dlic
Product: dynein light intermediate chain
Biological process (GO): microtubule cytoskeleton organization; microtubule-based movement
Cellular component (GO): centrosome; cytoplasmic dynein complex
Molecular function (GO): dynein heavy chain binding
Source: RefSeq, a predicted model, not a curated record
UGAUAUCUGUAUAAUCGAUAGAUAGGUUCAUUCUGUCAAAUACAAUCAUGGCAGCAACAGCGAUUGACAUAAUGAUGCAGAACAAUGGGUUUCAGACGAAAAAGAAAGAGGAUCCAGACAAUAAAGACAAUUUAUGGUCUUCUAUUUUGUCUGAGGUACAAAACAGCGGGAACAAGAAAUUGCCAUCAAACAAGAACAUCCUUGUGUUAGGGGACAACGAAAGUGGAAAAACAACGCUUAUUGCAAAAUUGCAAGGUGUAGAAGAUCCAAAGAAGGGUUCUGGUUUAGAAUUUGCUUACAUCGAUGUUAGAGACGACUAUAGAGAUGAUCAAACGAGAUUAUCUGUUUGGAUUCUGGAUGGGGAUCCAGGACAUGCCAAUCUCCUGAGGUUCGCGCUCAACGAGGAAAGGUUUCCGCACACUCUUGUUAUGUUAGUGGCUGCAAUGACAACACCAUUUGAUAUUUUCCAUCAACUACAGUCUUGGGCUGCACUUCUUGGAGACCAUAUUGAUAAAUUACGUUUAGAUAAUGAAACUAGGCAACAGUGCAGACAAUUGAAUGUCAAGAAAUGGCAGGAUUAUGCAGAGCCAGGAGAUGAAUUAGAUCCUGGUAGUCCUCUGAGACGUACCAGUCGCAAUCUUGAUGAUGAAACGAUUGACAAUUUACCAUUACCAGAGGGCGCACUCACGACGAACUUGGGCCUCGAUGUUGUUGUUGUUAUUACAAAAACCGAUUAUAUGUCAACACUAGAAAAGGAGCACGACUACAAAGACGAGCAUUUUGACUUUAUCCAACAGUGGAUACGUCGGUUCUGCUUGCAGUUCGGUGCAGGACUAUUUUAUACAUCAGCAAAGGAGGACAAGAACUGUGAUCUACUUUACAGAUACCUCACGCACAGAAUUUAUUCUUUACCGUUUAGAACACCUGCUUUAGUGGUUGAAAAGGAUGCUGUACUAAUCCCAGCUGGUUGGGACAAUAUGAAGAAGAUCAGCAUUCUCUUUGAGAACUUACAGUCCAUGAAACCCGAUGAUUAUUACAGAGACGUGAUAGCACAGCCAGCAACUAACAGAAGAUGUGUCACAAGAGAGGCAGAAGUACAAGCUGAAGAGGAACAAGCCUUUCUGGCGAAGCAGCAGAUAGAAUUAUUAGGCUUGAAAGAUCCAACCCGUUCUCCGACGCUGAGGAAUCAGGCAAGCACGGGACCGGUGAUUCAGGUGGCUUCCCCGAAUAAAAAGCUGGAUCCAAAAGCAACGGGGGCUUCACAGUCUGGUGAGGGUGUUUUAGCAAACUUUUUCAACUCACUGCUUCAUAAGAAGAUCGGAUCACCUGGAUCACCAGGUAGUGUAGGCACAAGUCCAAUAAAAAUUGAUUCGCCUCCAGUAGAAAAAUCAGCUGUGACGAACGACGCUGCGGUGGAGUUGGAUCGCCUCACUAGGACUAAGAAAAUUUCUCCUCCUAAUUUGAAUUCGUCUUCUGAAUGCUGAAGAAAAUAUAGUUUCUUGGCACACUUUUAUUACUGUUUAUUUAUUACAAAAUAUUAGGUUCAAUCAGAAAUAAUGUUCGGUCUUGAAUUUAUUUCUAAGUAUUAGUAUUCCAUGAUUAAUACUCGUUUGAUAAUUUUCCAUUAUGUGCGGAGGUUACUUGUGAUUUGAUCUAAUAUUUAUGUGCAUAGGAUUUAAUAUUAAUCGAAUUCGUUUGUACUUGAAAUAUUUUAUUAUGUAAUGUUUUAUUAUUUUUACAUCGAUGCGAGUUUAAAAUGGGUUGCGAAGGAUUAGAAUUUGAUUCAGGAUGAUUUAUUUGAAACAGGGCAAAGGAUUGUUGCAAUGUCUCACACAACUUAACAACAGCUUUAAUACUAUAAUUAAAACUAAAUGAAAAACUAACCCCGAUUUAUAUUAUAAAUUAAACGAAUUAAAAUCAAGAAAAUUAUAAGUGAAGCGCAAAUUUAAAUAAAUUAAUUCAUGUAAAACUGUAA